Messenger RNA from Spodoptera litura, 2438 nucleotides. RefSeq names its product G kinase-anchoring protein 1-A. Gene Ontology annotation, biological process: signal transduction. Gene Ontology annotation, cellular component: Golgi apparatus. The record is from RefSeq and is a predicted model, not a curated record. Lineage: Eukaryota; Metazoa; Arthropoda; Insecta; Lepidoptera; Noctuidae.
UGUCGGCAGCUUCAGCCUUCAGCUGUCUAAUCCGUUGGAUUUCCCUAUCGCCGCUUUCUGGGAGUUUAUUUGUUACAGAAAAACAGAUCAUUCGAUUUCCCAUUAAUUUCCAAUAGAUCCAAUAUCGUAAAAUGGCUCAAUUGGUCGUACAAUCUCGGUUUGCCGGUCUGAAGAUCGAGGAUGACGAUUACCCUCCCACCGAAAAUCAGAAGUCUAAAAAGUCGAAAGUGAACAACACUAAAAAGACUGAACCUCCAAAGAAACAAAAAAAUGUUACAAAUAAACCCCAGCCUGGACCAAAAAAGAAGAAGUCUAAACCACAACAAGUAUCUGCCGAUCAGUGGGAACUGUGGAAACAGAAGGAUGAAGAAAUGGUGGUUGGCCAUUUUGAGGAUGAACUACAGCAAGCUAUAUUACUAUCAAAGCUUGAUUUUGAAAAGGAGGAAGGAAGAGUAUACCUACAAACUAAGGAGAGUGCAGAAUUUGAGGAAACGAUUAGUGAGCUAAGCAAGCAAGAAGCUAAGAAACUAAAGAAAAAAAAUGUCAUGAGCCUGGACCAGUUCAAUGACAUGGUGAAUGCUGGAGAGGAAUUGAAAUUACCACCCCAUGUUACUGAGAAGUGUGUGCAGGAAGUUCCAAAGUCUCCCGGUAAGGAUCCAGGGUUUUUCGACAGAGUUAAAGCUGAGACUAAGAAAGAACUUUUGAAGGAAAAAGUCGUUGACAAGCCCAGGGUACCGCCUCCAAUUAGUAAUGAAGUUAUUACCAGAUUACAAUUUACUGACGCAUUGGAGAGAAAGGACCAGGAGAUAGCAACACUGAAGGAAGAGGUUGUAAACCUCAAACAUGAACUUUACACGGUGAAAUCCAGAAAUAAGAAGCUGUGUAAUAUACUUGGACAAGGAGAGAUGAAAGACAAAGCAGAAGUGUUAAUAGAGGUGGAGCGACUGCGGUCGGUGCAGGCCGAGCUGACUGCAGAGCUGGCUACGCUACACACAGACCUGGAGAAGGAACGCUCCAAGAAUACUGACCCUAGAGCCCAUAAAGACAAGAAAAAUACCACAAAAAAGAAAAACAUUCGUUUCGAUGUUUCGUCAGAAGCUUUACUAGUAAAAGAUUCGAGUUCCGGUACAGGUUAAUCAAAAGAUUUAUACGUAUUUUUAAUAAAAUUUAAAUGUUAUAAAAACCGAAAUAAACGGAAAAAGAUCUGUGAGAUUUUUAUUAUUUGUAUUAUAGUUUAAGAUUAGGUAUUUGGAUUAUGCUAGUAUCAUAUCCUUUUGACAUAUGUAUGACUUUGUUUUAUAAAAAAAACAUAAUUAUUAUGUUAGUAUGUAUGUUUUUCGUACCUACUCUAGGUGUAUAGGUUAAAAGUAAAGAAUACUCAAAUAAUGAUCACCGUUAUUUUAAGAAAUGUCAAUUUAUGUGAAUAAAAAUAUUUUUACGCGGUACUGUGAAGGCAGCCACAUUUUAUGUAUAUGUAUUGUUCUGCUUCUAUACCACACACCAACUCUGAUUCGUCAAAUUUCUUUAAUCGAUUUUCGACGCUAUUGAUUUGUAAUAAACUUUGUUUUAAGAUUUUAUAGAAGUCUCUAAAAUUAUUCUAUCGAUUUUUGACUCUAUGAUUUGUAAUAGAAGUCUGUUUCUAUUCUGUAUUGUAUCUCUUAUUGUCUGGGUAAAGUGAAAAGAGGGUUAUUAUUUUGAUCGACAUGAAGUUUUUCAAUAGAUUCUCAUCUUUGUUACAGAACGAUUAAGUUGCAAGGGGUCUUGUGGAAAGUUAUUGAAUAUUUUCGGAUUUUGAGAAUUCUAGAAUUAUGAAGGGGAAAAAACUCAUUUUAUGUUACUUGAUAUUAGUUACAAGUACUAAGGGAGUAUGAUAUUAGUAGAUAUUAUAACUUGUCAGGACGAUAUUUAAUGCUAUACCUAUUAAUUAUCGCGAAGGCGCAUCUUUUGCGAUAAAGAUGACUUCUUUUUAUUUAAUUAACAGUUUUCGUACAAAUAUCAUACAAUGGCGGACUGAAGUGAGAUCUUAAGUUAUCUAUUAAAAGAAAUUUGACAAAUUAAAGGUUGACCAGCUUCUGUACACUAUGUAAAAUUUUGAUUCUGCGAUAAGCAUUGUAGAUUCGGUUACACAUAUUUGAAGUAUUUGUUUCAUAAUCGCAUUGGUGUACGUUGUACGUAAAUAGAUGUUUGUCGUAGCUCAGACUUAUCUUUAGUACGUGUAAUUAGUUAGACUGCUCAUGUAUCGCUUAGCUGUUAAGUUUCUAGUACAUUCGAGUUAAAAUUUAUUAGCAGUUGCGAUGUGUAGAUCUGACUAAACGAUUAAUUUCAUACCGGGCCUGUUAUGCCUCAUCAUACAAGUGUGGGAGCGCCAUGCUUCGGCACGAAUAGGCCGGCUCGACCAGAGUGAUACCACGACCUCACAGAAAACCGACGUGAAACAA